Molecule: messenger RNA, 3324 nt
Organism: Fonsecaea erecta
Lineage: Eukaryota; Fungi; Ascomycota; Eurotiomycetes; Chaetothyriales; Herpotrichiellaceae
Exons: 2
Coding region: 1-3324 (1107 amino acids)
Cellular component (GO): nucleus
Molecular function (GO): ATP binding; ATP hydrolysis activity; DNA binding
Source: RefSeq, a predicted model, not a curated record
AUGGCAACCCUAGUCGACUAUGGCACUGGCCCAGAAUCCAAACUCCAUAUGCAUCCGUUCUUCCAGAAAGUGUCCGCGAUCGACGCCUCCUCACCUCAUCGUUCGCCGUCUAGCGUGCCGGAAGGGAACAGUACGGUUGAAGACAACUCCACAAACCACAAUGAAGACCUUGGCUACACCUCUAGCGACGUAGCACGCACAGAAGCUGUUCGGACCGCCCCCGAGGGCAAGUGGAGUGUGGAUGAAGGUGACGACCUUGAAUACGAAAACUCCAGAAUAAAACGACGAAGAGUCUCUGCCGGUCUAAACCAUCCACCCUCUCAGACAAUAGAAACUCCGAACACAAAUCAAACGACGUGGUACGAGCAACCUGAGGCUGCAGCAAAAACAUUUGUGGGGGUUGAAACACCCCUGGGUUGUGCCGAGGAUCAGACAGUCGCAGCUCUGUCUCCCUUGAGUGACAAAGAGGGUGUGAUUCACUCAGCUCUAUCUAUCUUAUCCAAAGAUGGUUCUCCUAAGUCGGAAAGGCCAAUUCCUACUGCUCAGCUUCCUUUUAGUGGUUCGUCGAAUUCAUGUGACAUCGACCUCACAAGUUCGCCGGCUCGUCACCCUCCACUAACCGGCGGCGCAAUGGGCCCCCAGUUCUCCGGUGAAAGAAAGCCUUCCCCAACGCCCCCCCAGAAAUUGUUGCGAAGCGGUCACGGGAAGCUCGUCUUUUCACCCAAGAAAUCUACAAAACAUGCGUCACAAAACCUCGCGACUGAUGCGAGUGGGGAGACUAGUGACGCGGGCAAGACUACCAAUAUAGCUAAAAAACUUGAGAUGAAGAAUGGGAGGUUGGUUUCGUCCUUGCGAGUUACAUUGUCAUACUCAGCGCCAGAAUCUGGUGCUAAGAUCACCGAGAUCUUGUCCAGCAAGUCUGAAAAGCGCAGUAAUCAAGUCUCACAGGCCAAGUUCGCACAGAGAGUUGCAUCGUCGGGCAGGCCAACACACCCAUUCUUCUUAGGACGAUUAUCAGGGAAUGCUCAAAAGCAAUCUGACCAAAACAGUGAGACGUCCUCGGAUGAGACAACCUCAAAGUCCAAGGCACCAAAACCCUGGAAAGACAUCAUAUUCGAGUCCAAGAAGGCAUUCCCAAACAAAAGUGUACCGUCGCUACCGCCAGUCUGGCCUCCGGCUGAUAUCCAACAUGUGCGUCCAAAUUAUCUCCCAAGUCGUUCCGUCGCAAUUCGGACACUCCCGUUAUUACGGCCAAAGUCCAAACAACAUGCUUUGCGCGUCGAUGCGGAUGAGGAUGUGCUUUGGAACUUUUCGCGACGCUUGAAGCAGAGAGCCAACAAGUCUCUCGUUCGCGCACCUGAGCGUAAGGUCAUGAGUGGCAGAGAACUGCUAAAAAUGACUGAAACGCUCUAUGGGACGGACCACUUGAGUCGACAGCCAGAUUCAAUUUCACAUCUAGAAGCUGUUAUCGAAUCGACCCGCAGCUCCUUUGACAGGGGCGUGGCCGCCGGCCCCCAGUUGUGGUGUCAUGAAUACGCACCCACUUGUUGGCAAGAGAUCCUGGAGCCACAGGGUAAAGCUUUGCACGACUGGCUCAGCAAUCUAAAAGUCCAUCAAGUUCAAACGGGCAAGCCACAACUGAAGGCAAGGCCUCCGACUCCCAAAAAAAGACGCAAGAGGAAAUCGGAUGACAUGGACGACUUCAUUGCAUAUUCAGACGACGAUGAUGCUCGUUCGGCUGCGAGUUCAAAGAAUGCGAUACUGCUCACAGGACCUCCAGGCUCGGGAAAAACUGCUUCCGUCUUCGCUGUUGCACAACAACUUGGAUUUGAAGUCUUUGAGAUCCAUCCAGGUAUGCGACGAAGUGCAAGGGACAUCCUGGACAAGGUUGGCGACAUGACACAAAAUCAUCUGGUCCAACACUCCGACACAUCGAGUCGAAGAUCAAGUAUCUCGGUGGGCGACCAUGACACACCUUGCUCCACCUCUGGACCUUUGCCAGAGACCCGCAACCCCCUGGCAAAUUUUAUGGGCCCUGGCAAGGGUGGUAAACAGUCCAAAAUCGCUGAAGUGAAAGAUGUCAAAGACUCCAAGAUCAAAUCACAAAAGCAAUCUCUCGUCCUGUUUGAGGAAGUCGACAAUCUUUUCGAGGAGGAUAAAGGCUUCUGGGGUGGAGUUCAAUCACUGAUUCGAACUUCGAAGCGACCGGUCAUCCUCACGUGCAACAGUGUCGACUCCAUUCCGAUGGGUGAUUUGGAUCUCUUUGCCGUUUUGCGCUAUGAUUGUGCGGAGCAAGGCCCGGCUGUUCAGCUUCUGGGUUCCAUGUGUGCUGCCGAAGGACAUUUGCUGGGCAAGGAGGCCUUGGAGAGUCUCUACUUCACCAAAGGCCAUGAUCUCCGUGCCUCGAUCAUGGAGCUUAAUCUCUGGUGCCAAAUGACGGUUGGAUCGCAGCAGGGCGGUCUGGACUGGAUGCUCACGGAUAAUGACGCGUCCAACUUCAAGCCAGAUGGCUCGGUGACUCGAAUCGUCAGCCAAGAUACUUUUACCAGCGGUCUUGACUUACUGCCGACGGACUUUGAGGACACAGAAGAUCUGAUCCGAUUCUCUCAGGACAGCUUGGGCAUUCCGGCAAUAGAUUGGGUUCGGAACGACAUAUCGUCGGCCAGCACUGAGCCAAUCCGUCUCUCAGCGUUGACCGAGACGCUCAUCCUUUCUGAGGCGAGAAGCGCAAUGGAUCUAGUCGAUGACACAACAACACCUGCGGUAGCAGGUGUGUUAUGGAAACUAUGCCAUCCAGCUUCUGCUGACGCAAGCGCCUGCACACCCGGAAGUAAUGAAAUCGUUCGUCUAUACCUCAGAGAAUUGAACGAAUCACAGCUCUAUCCGUCAUCGAUAUGCGGAGCUUUCGAACCCCUCCUAGAAGAAUCGCGUAUCGGGCUACCCAGCUCUCCAGGGCGCAAAGCUCCGACCCUGGAUAAUCCGUCCGCCAUCUCACUCGUGACAGAAGUUGCUCCCUACAUCCGGUACAUCGUGUCAUAUGACCAGCGACUAGAACAGUUGCGAAGUGAACUACAUGGGACGAGUCAGCACGGCGCGAAGAGACAGCGGCGCACUAGGGUAGCGAGAGCAGCAUUAGAAGGUGGGAACAAGAGUACCGUACGAAGAGACAAGUGGUUCCCUGAAGAUUUGGAUUGGAGUGCCGUGAUGAGGACGGGCAACGAGUGGCCCCAAGCCAGAGACGUGGAUAUCCUGGACAGUCUUGCUGCUCAAACACCGACUUCAUCAAUGGGAAUGGAAAUGGAGGCAGACGACCCUGCAUUGUAG